CUACCCCUCUCCCUCUCUUCUCCCGCACAUUCUCCGACACGCUGCCCCAAAACUUUUGCAGCGCCUCCAAACCCCGCUUCUCCAUUCCUAAAAUUCCCCCAAAACUCCCAACUCCGAGCGGAGAAUCCACACGAUUCGGCACCCAUUUCGAACCGUCCCACUCGCCGGAGGUGUCGCGAUGCCGUCGAGGAGCAAGCGCGACCGCCGCGGCAGCGAUUCCGAGGAGGAGGUCGUCACCCUCUCCUCCGACCCCGACGAGUCGGAGUCCGAGGCGGAGCGCGGGGCGGAGGCGGCCGACGACGACGACGACGAGUACGUGGCGGACAGCAGCGACGCGGGCGGCGUCGAGGACGAGGCUGAGGAAGGGGGCGACAGCGAUGACGGCGGCGGCGACGGCGGGCGGCCGGUCCGGGGCGGGCGGCGUGGCGCUGCGGAGCCCGACGAGGAGAGGAAGUCGCAGAACGUGGACGCGCUCGUCAGGGGAAACCUGGUUGUCAGAAGGCAGCCACUUAUUCCACGUAUCCUUUCAGUUUCUGAUGCGGCAGCGAUAGCUCGAAAACCAUUCAAACCUCCGUGUGGAAAUGGAUAUAGUGAAAAUAGUGAGCUUCUUGCUCGGCGCCUUUCAGCUCGUAAAAGAUUUGUCCCGUGGGGUUCAGCACAGCCAUUUGCAGUUCCAAACAAUCUUCAGCAGCUGCCUACCAUUGCUAGUGUUGAUUCCUCAGAGAAAGAGGAACCUCUUCCAUCUGGCAUAGAGCCAUUAAUUUUGUGGCAACCCGAGGAAUGUGACAAAGAGAAUAACAAUUUUACUGCAAUUGAAGUUGAUCAUCUGCUUGUACGUUACCUUCGUCCUCAUCAAAGGGAAGGAGUUCAGUUUAUGUUUGAUUGUGUCUCUGGGUUGCUAAGUGACGAUGGAAUUGCUGGAUGCAUUUUAGCUGAUGACAUGGGAUUGGGGAAGACUUUACAGUCGAUAACUUUGCUAUAUACCCUUCUUGCUCAAGGCUUUGAGGGUAAGCCAAUGGUUAAAAGGGCUGUCAUUGUAACCCCCACAAGCCUAGUUAGCAACUGGGAAUCUGAGAUAAGUAAAUGGUUAAAAGGCAAAGUGCACCUGCUUGCCCUCUGUGAAAGCACGCGUGCUGAUGUUCUUUCUGGAAUAGGAAGUUUCUUAAAGCCCUUGAGCCAUCUUCAGGUACUUAUCGUAUCUUACGAGACCUUCCGCAUGCAUUCGUCAAAAUUUGAAAUACCAGGAAGCUGUGACCUUCUCAUAUGUGAUGAGGCUCACAGGCUGAAAAAUGACCAGACACUAACAAAUAAGGCACUGGCGUCCCUUCCUUGUACACGGCGUAUCCUGUUAUCAGGUACCCCAAUGCAGAAUGAUCUGGAAGAGUUCUUUUCAAUGGUAAAUUUUACAAACCCAGGAGUUCUGGGGGAUGCCGCAUAUUUUCGCCGAUAUUAUGAAGCACCAAUAAUUCGUGGAAGAGAACCCACAGCAACUGCAGAAGAAAAGAAGUUGGGAUCUGAGAGAUCUGGACAGCUUAGUGCAAAAGUAAAUCAGUUUAUAUUGAGACGGACGAAUGCCCUGCUGUCCAAUCACUUGCCACCAAAGAUUGUUGAAGUAGUGUGCUGCAAGCUGACUCCUUUACAGAUGACACUGUACAACCACUUCAUACACUCCAAAAAUGUUAAACGCUUGAUAUCUGAAGAAGCAAAGAGUUCUAAAGUUUUGGCAUAUAUUACCGCUCUUAAGAAAUUAUGCAACCAUCCGAAGCUAAUCUAUGACACCAUAAAGAGUAGCAAGUCAGGAGGCUCCGGUUUCGAUGACUGUCUACGCUUUUUCCCUCCAGAACUGUUUCAAGGAAGAUCUGGAUCAUGGACUGGUGGAGGAGGAAUGUGGGUAGAACUAUCUGGCAAAAUGCACGUGUUGGCUAGAUUGCUGGGGCACCUCCGACUGAAAACUGAUGACCGUAUUGUCCUUGUAUCAAAUUACACUCAGACAUUAGAUUUAUUUGCACAAUUAUGUCGGGAAAGAAGAUAUCCAUAUGUUAGACUUGAUGGAUCAACAUCCAUUAAUAAAAGGCAAAAGUUGGUGAACCAAUUCAACGAUCUAUCUAGAGAUGAGUUUGCCUUUCUACUUAGUAGCAAGGCAGGCGGUUGUGGGCUUAAUUUGGUGGGUGGAAAUCGAUUGGUUCUCUUUGACCCAGAUUGGAACCCUGCCAAUGAUAAGCAGGCUGCUGCUAGAGUCUGGAGAGAUGGACAAAAGAAGAGAGUGUACAUAUACAGGUUCUUGAGCACUGGAACCAUUGAGGAGAAGGUAUAUCAGCGUCAAAUGGCAAAAGAAGGCCUCCAAAGGGUUAUUCAGCAGGAACAAGCAGACGACAAAAUGCAGGAUCAAGGCAAUUCUCUUUCAACAGAAGAUCUGCGUGAUCUUUUUACUUUGCAUGACCAAGUCAGGUCUGAAAUACAUGAAAAUUUGAAGUGCGAUCGCUGUAAUAAGGAUCACUGUAUGCCGUUAGAUGGUAACGGUUUGGAUUUAGAUGCCGCUAAGCAUGAUACAGUUUCGACAUCAAAAGAAAAGUUGUAUACUGAUAUUGGUGGCUUUAGAGAGAUCUCUGGAUGUGUGCAGAAAAUGAAUUGUUCAAAUCAACAGAUCGAACAACCUUCUGAAGAAGAUUUACGAAGUUGGGGCCAUCAUUCUGAUCCAUCAACUGUACCUGAUACCAUCCUCCAGUGUUCUGCUGGUGAUGAGGUUUCUUUUGUUUUCACCAAUCAGGUUGAUGGGAAACUUGUUCCAGUUGAAUCUAUGGUGCGAUCAACAGCUCAUCAACCAAAUGGAGUGACAGCUAAUGGAGAAAAAGAAGCGGUGAAAAUAAAUUCUCCGAGGAAACCUGGAAGGCAAUCUUUACUUGGCAAGAAUUUGAAGAUGAUGGGAUUCAAUUUGAAGAAUUCCUCUUUGAGAUCUCCAACUGAAUCCAAGAGGACAUCUCCAGUUUGCUUGCAACCGUUGAAAAAAACCAACCCCUCGUCAGAUCAUCAACCUCAGACUAAGAGACUUCAUGUUGCUUCUGAUAUAUCUGAUGAUGAUUUUGUUUGAAUCCAUCAAACUUAGAGCUAAAUUCUCUAUUGAAAUGACAUCUGUUGAUCUGUAUUAUGCCGUGUAAAUACUGCCAUCUCCUUCGUGCAGUGUAUAUACUGCAUAUGGUUACGAUCAUUCCAAGACGAAGGGCUGCACUACAAAUCUAAUUAUUGUAACACACUAGCAUCAAAGGUUCACUUCUGUUUUCGUUUUUCAUACAUUACAAUCGCACAAUGUGAGGCUGGUUUACUGUAAAUUCAUGGCAUCCUUGAGCUUGUCUAUAGAUCUACUUUUCACUUCAUGUGAUGCUGUGGUAAAUAAUAUUUUGGCUAUUUUGACUGUUGUCUUA
Triticum urartu is the source of this 3419-nucleotide messenger RNA. It is a transcript of the gene RAD54, whose product is annotated as DNA repair/recombination protein. Gene Ontology annotation, cellular component: nucleus. NCBI's taxonomy places the organism in Eukaryota, Viridiplantae, Streptophyta, Magnoliopsida, Poales, Poaceae. Gene Ontology annotation, molecular function: DNA translocase activity; ATP binding. Gene Ontology annotation, biological process: reciprocal meiotic recombination; double-strand break repair via synthesis-dependent strand annealing. The record is from RefSeq and is a predicted model, not a curated record.